AUCAGUUUGUUCUCGUCGCAAAAAAUUUUAGAUUGUUUGACCAAGAAAAGACGACCAAACUUCUGAGAAGUUGUGUGUGAUAUUGAAUAUUUCCACAUUACGUCACAAGAAACUACUGCUAAACCUGAAUAAACCCAGACCAGAAGAUAGAAAUGUUGUCCGUGAUGCAAGGAAACACGGCGAGCCAGCUCGCGCGGGCCGUCAACCAGCAGUCAGCCACCACGUCAAGACCCAUGAUGCAGAGCCUUCGUUUUUUUUCCGCGAAGAUAAAGCCAAUGCGCGACCCGGCCCGCCCGUCGCCGCCGAUGACUCCCUACUUUAUGUAUUUGGCGCAGUGGAGAAAGUCAGCUCCGGCAGACGUCAAGGGCAAGGAUGCUGCGAAGGUCGCGGCCCAGCAGUGGAAGGCUCUCCCCGAAGCAGAGAAGGCGCCGUUUCUGCAGACCUACGAGCAAAAGAAGGCCACGUACUAGAGUUGUUCCAACAUCAUGCUUGGUCUUCGUUUUCCUUCGAUUUAGUGCGGUAAAUCCACAACUCUGUCAUGCAUGAUGACAGUAAUAUACCGCACUUGUAAUUUCGAUCUUGAAUCUGUGAUGCAAAAAACGCAAAAGAUACGACGCUGCCUUUCGUGAGUACAAGGAGUCCGGAAAGUUGGAUGCGUGGAAAAGGGACCCAGAGAAGCCGAAGAAGCCUUUGACUGGUAUUAUGUCGGUUUCUCAAGAUCGUCUUCACUUUCAUAGAAUUAUGCGCAACACUCAAAUCCACACGACAAUAAAGAACUCCCUGUAGAAGUAGCUACGCUGUUGUUCUUUCUUCGAAUUAUAUAUAUAUGUCGUGGAGUUUCACAACAACAGGUUUUAUGCGGUACUCCAUGGAGUGGCGAAAGAGCAAUGGCGCCGGGCUGAAAGCCACAGAAGUAACGAAGAAAGCGGCAGCUGCGUGGAAAGAACUCCCCGCGGACAAGAGAGCAGCCUACGAUGGUGCCUACAAAACGGAGAAGGAAUCGUAUUUUAUUUCUGAUUUUGUUGAUGCAUGAGAUUGAGAUAUUUGAAGGAGGUGGGUAUUUUUCUCUUUUUAGGCAGAACAAAUAUGAAGUUGCACAUUCAGAAACUUUUUCCUAAUCCCAACAGGUAUGACGUCGCCAUGAAAAACUACAAAUCUAGCGGCUUAUGGAAGUGACUUUGUUAUUGAUGAAAGGGUUCUUGUGAUGCAAACGCUGUAGUAUGAGCACGGCACGGAAUCCAAACAACGCUUGCACAUACAUGCCUAUCGCGUCUGGCUGUCUGUAUCUCAUCAGAAGGCAAGACCUUUCUCAUUGCAUAUCGCAAGGAGGCAGCGUUUAAGGAAAAGACGGGUAUUGCUGCCAAGGAAAAGCAGGCGGCGGAGAAGAAAAUGAAGGUAUAUUUGCCUGUGUGGAUGUUUAGAGCAAAAUGCGAGAAAUUAUGCACGAGAUCAGAUCACAACAUCCGUGUUGCGUAGAAACGCAUGACAAAAUACCCUUCAUAUUACAGAUGAAGAUGCGCACCAUGGCCAUGAAGACGAAGACCCGCAUGCAGAAGAAGAAGAUGCAGAUGAAAAUGCGGGCGCAGAUAUGAAAAAAAAACAGACGACUGUUGCCGUUUUUCCUCCGAAGCAGAAGUAAGUAGACAGACGGCAGAAAUUGUGAUGAAACAUGAAACCCUCUGUGAGUUUCAAUCUCUGUUCGCUCCACGGCGUGGUAACGGGUGUUUAACAGUAGAAAUCUCAAGACUUUGCACGGGCUUCGAAGAGGAACUAGCAGCAGCUUUAUCUGUGUAUAAGAAAAAAUGAAGAUGAAGAUGCAGGCCAUGAAGAAAAAGAAGAUGAUGCGUGCCAUGAAAAUGAAGGAAAAGUCCAAGAUGCGCAUGAAAAAAAUGAAGGUCGCCAAGGCGCAGCGGGAGGUAGUUAGGAUGAUCUUUACGGUUGUUUGACUUUAUUUCCGGUCUGAUCAUUCUCUGACUCUGAUGGUGCUGCAGGAUGUUUCAACUUGGUUUCAAUUUUUGCUCGAGGUGGAAAAAAAAAGGCAAUGAAAAUAAAAACAGCUGAAGGCCCUGAAUAGUCAGGCCAAGAAGCUGACCAUGCUGGUCCGGCGUGCGGACAAGAUGUCUAUGAAGAUGAAGAAGAUGCAGAAGAAGUAG
Messenger RNA from Amoebophrya sp. A120, 2153 nucleotides. Lineage: Eukaryota; Dinophyceae; Syndiniales; Amoebophryaceae. The record is from the annotation of a GenBank genome assembly.